Molecule: messenger RNA, 898 nt
Organism: Colletes gigas
Lineage: Eukaryota; Metazoa; Arthropoda; Insecta; Hymenoptera; Colletidae
Product: enhancer of split mbeta protein-like
Exons: 1
Coding region: 353-898 (181 amino acids)
Biological process (GO): anterior/posterior pattern specification; regulation of neurogenesis; regulation of transcription by RNA polymerase II
Cellular component (GO): nucleus
Molecular function (GO): protein dimerization activity; DNA-binding transcription factor activity, RNA polymerase II-specific; RNA polymerase II cis-regulatory region sequence-specific DNA binding
Source: RefSeq, a predicted model, not a curated record
CAUCGGAUUGCACAAAAGUGUCGUGCAGACUGUGCCAAGCUUUCUAGCAAGUUCAGGCGAGUGAGAGGAUUUGGGGAUUCGGCGAGUGACAACUUGAGAGGCAAGCUGGUGAAACAUAAAAACGGGCCUCAGAUUCGUCGAAACCUCGGUGAAGACGGUAUCGAGCUUCUCGACGCGCUCGGACGAAUGCCACGCCGAGUGACAACUUGCGAGACAAAACAGUGGAACGUGUAAGGAGGCCUCAGAUCGUUUAGAAGUAUCCUGGAGACCGUAUCGAGCUUCCCAACGCGCUCGGCCGAGUUGAGCGACUAGCGAUAACUUGAGAGACAAGUUGGUGGAACACGAUCGCCAAAUGGCGCCGCACAGUGUGGAAUGCGAGGAACCAGUGUCGAGGACGUACCAGUACCGGAAAGUGAUGAAACCGAUGCUGGAAAGGAAACGAAGAGCGCGUAUUAAUCGUUGCUUAGACGAGUUAAAGGAUCUCAUGGUGACAGCUUUACAGGCAGAGGGGGAGAAUGUGGCGAAACUGGAGAAGGCGGACAUCUUGGAGCUGACCGUCCGCCAUUUGCACACACUCAGAGCCGCCAGGAGGCUGACGUUGACACCCGAGAAUAGUUACGCUGACAGGUUCAGAGACGGGUUCACCCACUGCGCCCAGGAAGUGUCAUCGUUUCUCGCCACGCCGCUCGCAGCCAACGUCCACCCACUAGCUGGCGCUCAACUGAUGCGACACUUAGGCGGCUGUCUUCGAAAACUCGAGGGACCUGAUUCGGUAGGGAGUCCUGUGAUCGACAGUGUCGCACACAAUGUUUACACACCCCCACAGAGCCCUGUCAGUGUCGAGAGCCCGCUGGGUGAGUCCCUCGAAGUGUCGCAUGGGGUUUGGAGACCUUGGUGA